AUGGCAGAGCCAACAGUCCACUCCCUAUUCGAGCCUGUCACUGGCACCUGGCAGUACGUUGUCUCGGACCCGAACACCAAGAGCGCAGUCAUCAUCGACCCAGUCCUGGACUAUGAUCCUGUUAAAGCAGCAGUGUCGACCGGAUCGGCUGAUGCCAUUCUCAAGACUGUAAAAGACAAUGGCUUGAAAAUUGAGAUGAUACUAGAGACGCAUGCUCAUGCAGAUCAUUUGACUGCUGCAUCAUAUCUCCAGUCAGCCCUUGCCAGAAGUCAAGGUUCCAAGCCACUUAUCGGCAUUGGAAAGCUUAUUCGCCAGGUUCAGAGCUUGUUCGGAGAACGAUAUGGUAUCGAUCCCAAAGAGUAUGAUACUGUUUUUGAUAAGCUAUGGGAAGAUAACGAUGAGUUCACCAUUGGCACUUUGACUGCCCGUGCUGUCCAUCUCCCUGGUCAUACGCCAGAUCACAUGGGAUACCAUAUUGGCAAAAACGUGUUUGUUGGAGAUUCCAUCUUUCACGUUGACAUCGGCUCCGCCCGCGCAGACUUCCCCGGUGGCAGUGCUGAAGCCAUCUUCAACUCCGGCCGCAAGCUCCUUGCACUACCAGAAGAUACAAAGAUCUGGGUCGGACAUGAUUAUCCACCGGCUGAGCGAGAAGCCCCGGUUCCUUUUGCUACGGUGAAGGAGCACAGAGAGACUAACAAGCAUCUAAAGGAUGGAACCCGUGAGCACGAGUUUAUUGAGAUGCGAAAGAAACGUGAUGAGUCUCUUGCUGCACCUCGAUUGAUCCAUCCUUCGUUGCAGGUCAACAUUAGAGGUGGACGACUGCCGGCACCGAACCCGGCAGGACUUAAAACGAUUCAUUUACCAGUGACGGGCUCGUCGUGGUAG
Molecule: messenger RNA, 885 nt
Organism: Fusarium proliferatum ET1
Lineage: Eukaryota; Fungi; Ascomycota; Sordariomycetes; Hypocreales; Nectriaceae
Product: putative metallo-beta-lactamase domain protein
Exons: 2
Coding region: 1-885 (294 amino acids)
Biological process (GO): glutathione metabolic process; hydrogen sulfide metabolic process
Molecular function (GO): sulfur dioxygenase activity
Source: RefSeq, a predicted model, not a curated record